Betta splendens (Siamese fighting fish) is the source of this 3317-nucleotide messenger RNA. RefSeq names its product regulatory factor X, 1b (influences HLA class II expression) (gene rfx1b). Gene Ontology annotation, biological process: lipid metabolic process; regulation of transcription by RNA polymerase II; intracellular signal transduction. The record is from RefSeq and is a predicted model, not a curated record. Gene Ontology annotation, cellular component: nucleus. Lineage: Eukaryota; Metazoa; Chordata; Actinopteri; Anabantiformes; Osphronemidae. Gene Ontology annotation, molecular function: RNA polymerase II cis-regulatory region sequence-specific DNA binding; phosphatidylinositol-4,5-bisphosphate phospholipase C activity; DNA-binding transcription factor activity, RNA polymerase II-specific. Bases 169 to 2709 code for a protein of 846 amino acids. The transcript is spliced from 18 exons.
GCCCCGGUGAAGGCAAGGCGCCAUAGUCACGGUAGUCCUGGCGACAAGAACCAAGCAACGGGAGUCAACAACAACAACCUAAAUCCAAAGGGAAAAAAAAACUUUAACGAAUACAAAGGACAAUACUGGGAUAAACUUGAGAACUAGUGCCGCAAAGCAUUGGUUGCCAUGGCAACAUCUGGAUACUCCGGGGACCUUCAGCCUCAGCCGGCCAACGCAGUAACCAUAGCAACACCUGUUGCCACCACACCCUCAUCCGCGAAGACAGCGCGUUUCCUGUCUGAGAUUCCACCAAACUCUGGUACCAUUGCAACAGCUAACCAAUCAGCCACUGCCUCAAAAACAGGACAGGAUGCACUUUGUUCGCAAGCACCACCUACCCAGGCCCAGGGCCAAAAGGCAGCGGUUCUGACCACUCCCACACAGCACUACGUAACCAACGAAGUCCAGCACUCUGUGGUCCAGAAGAAUAAUGGUCAGAGCAGGUCGCCUCAGUAUAUCAUAGUAACUGUCACAGAGGGCUCUUGUCACUCCAAUGACAGCCAGUCAGACUCCAGCACAUCUGCCCCUGGUGUUCCUACGCAAGUGGUACAAGCAGUGCAGACCACCCCACAGAGGUCAGUGUUGCAAGCAGUGUCACAGGCGACCAAGAGGGUUCAGACAGGUCACAUUAGCAACCUGCAGUCUGUGAACCUAAACCAGGAGGUGGAGCAUGUGUACACUGGCCAGGUGCAGUAUGUGGAUGGAGGAGGAGAAACAGCUUUUACCACAUCCACCAUCCGAUCAAGCAGCUACCCCUUCUCCAACUCACCCCUCUACUCCCAGACCCCUCCCAGCUCUUCAUCCAGUUACUAUGAGGCCACACCCAGCUCUGAGUCAGACAUCACUAGUUCUGUGGCCUCGCAGCCCGUUUCUGUGGCAACCGGAGGAGCCAAUAGUGGAGCAGCUGCAGCAGGUGGAGCAGGCUUUGUCAUUCAAGGAGGAUAUGUUCUAGGGGCAGGAGGAGGAGCAACAGGAGCUGGUGGAGGAGUGGGACAAAGUUACUCAAGCCCAAACUCUCGUGCCCCACCUGCUACUGUGCAAUGGCUGUGUGAUAACUAUGAGGGGGCAGAGGGGGUGAGUUUACCUCGCUGUACCCUCUACUACCACUACCUAUUGCACUGCCAGGAGCAGAAACUAGAACCAGUUAAUGCUGCAUCUUUCGGCAAACUCAUCAGGUCUGUCUUCAUGGGCCUGCGUACACGGAGGUUGGGGACCAGAGGGAACUCGAAGUAUCACUACUAUGGUCUGAGGAUUAAAUCAGGUUCCCCUCUGCUCCGACUGAUGGAUGAACAGCAGCACAUGGCGAUGAGGCAACAGCCUUUCUCUCAAAAGAACAGGAUCAAGCAAGUUCAGAAGGCGCAAGGAAUCACCAACGGAACGUCGGGUGGGGCAGGUCAACAGCAGGGAGCAGGGCUCUGUGAUAUUUCAGCUCAGGUUCAACAGUAUCAGCAGUUUCUAGAGCCAUCACGUCCACUGCCAGAGUUUGUGGACUUGGACUUGCUAGACACCAAACUCCCUGAUGGGGUCCUCUUAGAGCACCUCAAGGCCUUUCAGACUCUUUACAGGGAACACUGUGAGGCAAUUCUGGACGUGAUGGUCAACCUUCAGUUCACACUUGUGGAGGCACUGUGGAAAUCAUUCUGGAGGUUUAGCCAGAGUAAUGACACAGAAUCACUCAACACGCACUGUGAGUCUGAGAAGCGUCUGCCCAAAUCAUGUCUGGUGGUGCUGUGUAAGUUUGAGCCAGUGCUACGUUGGACGAGAGAGUGCGACAACCUGCUCUAUCAGACUUUGGUAGAGAUUCUCAUCCCUGAUGUACUGAGACCCAUCCCAAGUGCCUUAACUCAGGCCAUCCGUAACUUUGCAAAGAGUCUGGAGAGUUGGUUGACCAGUGCCAUGAUGAACAUCCCAGAGGAGAUGGUCCGCAUAAAGGUGGUGUGUGUAAGCUCCUUCUCCCAGACGCUCCGUCGCUACACCAGUCUGAACCACCUAGCCCAGGCCGCCCGUGCUGUCCUCCAGAACACAGCCCAGAUCAACCAGAUGCUGUCUGACCUAAACAGGGUUGAUUUCACUAAUGUGCAGGAGCAGGCAUCCUGGGUGUGUCAGUGUGAAGACCUUGUGAUCCAGAGGCUGGAGCAAGACUUUAAAAUGACUCUGCAGCAGCAGAGCUCUCUGGAGCAGUGGGCUGCCUGGUUGGAUGGUGUUGUCACCCAGGUCUUAAAACCCUAUGAGCACAACCCUGUAGCCUUACCAAAGGCUGCAAAGGUGUUCUUGCUCAACUGGUCUUUUUAUAGUUCUAUGGUAAUACGGGACCUGACCCUGCGCAGUGCUGCCAGUUUCGGCUCUUUCCACUUGAUCCGCUUGUUGUACGACGAGUAUAUGUACUACCUGAUAGAGCACAGGGUGGCCCAGGCUAAAGGAGAGACGCCCAUAGCCGUCAUGGGAGAAUUUGCCAGCACUGUGAAGAGCCGAAUCUCUCCAGAGAAAGAAGAAGAUGAUGAGGACGAAGACGACGAGAGCGAGGACGAGAGCGGUGAUCUCGUGCUGCAGUCUAGCUCUCUGGACACAAUUGAUGAGAAGGAGCCAACGGAGCCACCCGCCAAGCAGCCCAGGACAAGUCUGAAUCUGCACUCACUCGCUGAUAGUCACACCAGCGUUCCACCAUAGCUUAUCCUCCCUAUGAAUACAAAUUAGCACUUGACACACACCAUUGCGCUCAGUUUCUCAUCAAACCAUCCUAUUUUGUCAGCCUGUAUAUGCAUCUCCCAUGCAAACAGAUGACGUUUGCUGAGCUGCUUGACUAAUUUUGUUUUGCCAUUUUCUUUAGUUUUGCCUUCACUUGAUCACUUACUGUCCUCUCAUUUCCUGUGCCUUCGCCAUCCUUUCACUCCUUACUGUACACCAUAUGAUCUAUAUUCUUGAUUCCCUCCUGCUCCACCUUAACCACUGACCUGAUUGCCGUGGAGAGAUCAGAAUACUUCAGUGUUCUUUAUUUUUAGUUUACUUUUACAUUGCCUUUAAUGCAAUGACUAUGCAGGGGACUUUAAUGGAUUAUCUAAAAUAUAUCUUUAUCUGAGUGUAGCUUUUGAAGUGAUACUGCAAGGUGUGUUUUGUUUGCAUGGAAUGUCACAAUUUGUGAUAUUUUACUUCUUUGUCAUUUCUUAAUUUGGCCAACUAACUGGUACCUGUGCCUUUGAGAGAUUUCUAGCCUGGUAAAAGUUUGUAUUCUAUAUAUUAUGUAUCGCUCAAUUAAUAAAUCAAGGUCCUGUGGAGUA